Molecule: messenger RNA, 2259 nt
Organism: Solea solea (common sole)
Lineage: Eukaryota; Metazoa; Chordata; Actinopteri; Pleuronectiformes; Soleidae
Gene: bcas2
Product: BCAS2 pre-mRNA processing factor
Exons: 7
Coding region: 114-791 (225 amino acids)
Biological process (GO): mRNA processing
Cellular component (GO): Prp19 complex; catalytic step 2 spliceosome; precatalytic spliceosome
Source: RefSeq, a predicted model, not a curated record
GGUCGUUCCGUCGGAAGCGGAAAUCGAAUUUGUUGUUAAUGUGUUGCCUUGAGGAGCGGUGUUUUAUUUUAAGACAAGUUCAAUAAACUCAAAAACAAAGUAGGCUGAUUAAAAUGGCCGGGACGGCUUCAGUAGCGGGUGAAGUGUUCGUCGAUGCGUUGCCAUAUUUUGACCAAGGAUACGACGCAACGGGAGUCCGAGAAGCGGCUGCAGCAUUGGUUGAAGAGGAGACCAGAAGAUACCGACCUACCAAGAACUACCUGAGCUACUUGCCCACACCGGACUUUGCUACUUUUGAGACAGAGAUCAUGAAGAAUGAGUUUGAGCGUCUUGCAGCUCGCCAGCCCCUGGAGCUUCUGAGCAUGAAGAGAUAUGAGCUGCCUGCGCCUUCAGCAGGACAGAAGAACGACAUCACUGCGUGGCAGGAGUGCGUCAACAACUCCAUGGCCCAACUGGAGCACCAGGCAGUCCGCAUCGAGAAUCUAGAGCUGAUGUCACAGUAUGGAACCAAUGCGUGGAAAGUCUACAAUGAUAACUUGGCUUAUAUGAUUGAGAUGGCACAAAAGGAGCUUCAGAAAUUCAGGAAGCAAAUUCAGGACAUCAACUGGCAGCGCAAGAACGAUCAGUUGGCAGGAGGAGCCAAACUACGAGAGCUGGAGUCCAAUUGGGUGUCUCUGGUCAGCAAGAACUACGAGAUCGAGCGAGCCAUCGUCCAGCUGGAGAAUGAAAUCGCUCAGCUCAGACAACAGCAGGGGGACGAGAACAAGGAGAAUAUUCGGCAGGACUUCUAGAUGACGCCUCAGUCACACAGAUGUCAGCUUGUUUCAUAAACGUUUGUGGAUUGAGAAGCAAGAAGGUGGUUAAGUGACCUGUUCGGAGGAGAUUUAAUGUGAAUCUUGCCAAUAACGUUGACCUUCAGGAGGAUCCACCAACACACACUUCACCACACCUCAUGUUUCACUGUACAAACAGUGUUGGAAUAUGGUUCAAUGAGACUUUUUCGAACAGUUUCUCCCCCCUGAGGAACCCAGAUAUUAAGUGAUCCCAUGUACAGUCUACAAAAAUACAAGACAUUCUUACAAAAGAAGAGUUAGAUUCUUAAACAAUAAAAUAUUACUACUUUGGUCAGUAGCUCAUGUUGAUGCUUGAGUCGGUUAAGUGUUUCCCAAACACUGAACUGUGUUAUUUGUUGAAAUCCUCUUCACGUCUAGAUAGUCAUCAAUACAUAAGGUUGUCUGUGGAAGUGUAGUUUACAAUAGCUGAUAAACUGGGUAUUGAAUAAUACUUUGUGUUUCAUUUAAUUUUGUCAUAUCACUUUAUACGUUAAGCCCCGCCUUCCUCUUCUCCUUUAGGGAAUGAGCUCCGUCAACCAAUCAAGUGCUGUUACAAGUCAGUCUAACAGCUGCCGCAUCGUUAUUGGUUCACUCAUGAGAAUCUGAAUACUGUAUCAAUCCCUGAGGGAAAUUGGUUGCAUUACCUUUUGUUCCCUCAGUAUUAAAAUCGUAUUAAUAAUUUACAAAAAGAGUAAAGUUAUCAAAACACAAUAAUGGCAAUAUAUUCAAUUGAACUUGAAAUGUAAACGUGACAAGAAAUAUGACCCCUUUAAAUUCUAUAACAAAUAAACAUAAAUAAAAAGGUGUGAAUGUAAUGUAUGUAUAGGAAAAGUAAAUUUUGCUGUCAAAUCCAAAGGGUUUUUUAAGAGCACAAUUAUUCACGGUAACAGAGAAAUAUUGCACAUAUUGAUGGAUUGUGUUGGCUGACCUAUACAAAUUAGUCCAGGCUUUUGGUUUUGAAUGUGUGACACAGUGAGGGACGCAUGAACAGCCAAUGGCAAUGAUUUCCUGUGGCGCUCUGCAGUACAACAUGGAGGAAUGAGUCUGUCACUGAUGUGUUUGUUACAGUGAACCACAUUCUUUUCCUCUCGUUUCCAAACACCCUUCUUUAUUGACGCUAUCACAACGUGGAUUUCAACAAAUAAGAUACAACGUUAAAGAAACCAAUAAUGGGCUAUAGUUGGAAGAUAAACUUAAAUGUGUAACAGGCAGAUUUGUUGCUGCUUUAUCUCUCAGUCUUUGUUUUGCAUUUAUUGUUUGGUCACUCAAUGUCACAUGAUGGUUGUACUUAUCACUAAUACCAUCAUGCAGGUUUCACUGUGUACAUACUUUUUAGAGUCUGCUGAAGACUAAAUGAUGUCAGUGAGCCUCUCCUUCAUUUCCUUUAGAUUUUUUAUACUGUUGAAUAAAAUACACAUUUCUUACA